Rotaria socialis is the source of this 1362-nucleotide messenger RNA. The record is from the annotation of a GenBank genome assembly. Lineage: Eukaryota; Metazoa; Rotifera; Eurotatoria; Philodinida; Philodinidae.
AUGUUCAACGCAACUCAAACAUCAACUGGAGGAGCAGUAAAUUUUAACCAGGCUUUAGCACACGAAGCACGUCUUAAUCGUAUUCAUCGUUUAUUUAAAACACAUUUCAAUGUGACUGAACCAUCAAUUGUACUUGAACCUUAUUUAUUUCUUGGUAAUUGUAUUUCAGCACACGAUGUUCAUCGUUUAUCAAGACUAGGUAUUCGUUAUGUUUUGAAUGUGGCAAAACGAGAUGUUGAAGUAUGUCCAUAUUAUUCCAAAGAUAUGCGUACGUUGACCAUUGAUCUUCGAGAUGAUGACCGAGAAAAUAUUGUACGUGCAUUUGAUCAAACAUUCGCAUUUAUUGAUGAAGCUAGACGUGCCAAAUCUCGUGUACUCGUACAUUGCAGUCAUGGACAAAGUCGAUCACCUGCUAUUGUCAUUGGUUAUCUUAUGCGUACAUAUAAUAUUUCAUUAGAACAAUGUCUUGUUCAUGUUGUUAAAGCUCGUCCUUGUGUUAUACCUAAUGAUGGUUUUCUAAAACAAUUGAUUCUUUUCGAUCGUUUUCUUGUCGAAAAACGUCGACACCAACAAGAAGCAGCUCUUAUGCAAGCGGUUAAAAAUGCACCAGUAACUGAAAUUCCAAUUCAACACUAUGCACCUGUUGCUUCUCAAUAUGUACAAACAUUAACUCCAACAAAAUCGAAUCCAUCGCCAUCUUCGAUUUCUAAUGUUGCUACUAUAUCGUCGGUAAAUUCAUCAAGUAUGGCAUCAUCAUCAAGCAUGAAUCUAUCGUCAACGACAAGUAUGGCUUUAUCAUCAUCAUCAAGUUUAGAUUUAUCAUCAACAUCAAGUAUGCCAUCAUCAGAAAGUACUGCUUCAGUACGGGUCAUUCCAAUUCAAGUUGCAUCCAAAGCAUCUAGUCCAGAAAAGUCUGAACCAACUUCACUUAAGCAAAUUUCAACUGAUGACGACGCUAGUGCAGAUGAAAUAAAUGUCAAUGAUGGCCCAUCAAAAGAAAAACCUAUCGCAAUUGAACAACCUUAUGUAUCAACUACAAACCGACAAAACAAAUUAACGCCACAUAAUGUAUUAGUAUUUCAGGAGCGAUCAAGUGCGGAACAGAUAAACGAGAUUCAACAAUUCUCACAUCACUUACCACGAUCUACAGUAGAUCAUCAUGAUUAUUCAUAUGGCAAUCAUCACCAUAAUCAUAAUCAUAAUCAUCAUCAUCCCGCUACUCUUACUCAAGACCAAUGGGAUUUUAUUAAUAAUAUACCUAGCAAUUAUAAAGGCACCACUGAACAUGCAAAACCGAAAUAUAUUACUGAAAUUUAUGAUCGAGCAACAAAUCGAUUUAUUCCAACGACAUGCUGUUAUUAA